AUGUCUCUUUGUCAAGAUUGCUGUCAGCUCGAUCUUGCCGACCUAGUUGACGACGAAGACGAAGUCCAAGACAUUAGUCUUCAUUCUUCAAUUGCCGACCUUGAGCGAAAUAUCUCCUCAUGCGAUCUGUGUCGACUUUUCCAUAGAUCCAUCAUCGAGAAGCUCCAGAGCGAGGGAGUCAGUGUUGACCAAGCGGCUUGGAAUGACCCAGAUUCGCCUGUUAUCUUACGGGGUGUUCAGUACACAGAUGAGAACUACGAGUCUCUUGGUCUAUUUUGGGUCAAAGUUCGUUGCGAUCGCCUGAGCCCGAGAGCUUACUGCUAUUUCAGCUUCUACCCCAAAGACGAAAUUGCCAGCCUGGAGCAAUCCAUCGUAGGCAGACCUAUCAAGCCUCCCUCUGAGCAGAUUAAUCUCGUGAAAGAUUGGGUCCGUGAAUGUGACGAAAAGCAUAGCUGCCAUUCAGGACCUACGACUCUACCUACACGAGUUGUAGAUGUCGGUGUCGAGGGAGUGAAGGAACCUCAGCUCACUAUUACGAACGGAGAAGCUGGUCGCUAUAUGACAUUGAGUCACUGCUGGGGCUCUCAUCCUGUCAUCCGUACCACCAGCGAGACCAUCAAUGACCAUAUCAAGUCAUUGCCACUGUCCAUCUUGCCUCCGACGUUUCGGGACGCAGUAUUGAUAACGAGAUCGCUUGGUGUGCAAUACAUAUGGAUCGACUCGCUCUGCAUUUUGCAGGACUCCAAAGAAGACUGGGAACUCGAGAGCGUCAAGAUGGGCACCAUUUAUGCCUCAUCAUAUCUGACCAUUGCAGCCUCAGCCUCCGCAGACUCGACGGGGGGUUGCUUCUUGCCACGUUCGACUUCAAACCAUGUUCAAGUCAAAUGUACUCGGAAAACUAGUGAUAGAACUGAGUCUAUCCCAGUGUUCAUACGACCUCGACCGCGUGACUUCAGCCAUCUGCCCCAAAGCAUCCUACAUACACGAGCAUGGGUGACCCAGGAACGCCUUCUAUCUGCGCGAAUGAUACACUAUGACUCGGAUCAACUUCUCUGGGAAUGCCGGGAAUCUCGUCUGGCAGAAGAUGGGGUUCCGACUGAUGCAUUCACUGUGCAAAAGCUCGUAUGGGACGAACGCCUUCACCUUUCAUACCCCUUCGCGCAAGGACGCCUAUCGACAUCAGAGUUCGUGUGGGACUGGUACGAUAUGGUGUCGGCAUACAGCAGCAGAGGCAUCGCCAAGUCUUAUGAUAGACUGCCAGCGCUUUCCGGUCUUGCCAAAGUGAUGGGGGAAUGUACCGGGCAACGGUACCUUGCCGGGUUAUGGGAGAACCACUUGCAUUAUGGGUUGCUUUGGAGGAGAAGGGAGAAUUGGCUUGAAGCUCCGUCUGAUGGCUUCCGCGCCCCGAGUUGGAGUUGGGCGUCUCUGGAAGGCGCUGUCACAAUGCCCGAAGUUGCAAGCAUUCUGCCCUCGGGGAACGAGAUGGAGGUGACCGUGAGGAUCGUUCAAGCAGAGACGAUGCCACUCGGCCUGGACUCGAGAGGCAUGUUGAGAUCAGGAUACCUGCAGUUGAAAGGAAAACUCAGACGGGCUGAUCCAAGAGAACAUCCGGCAGCUCCGGGUUAUCAGAGGUUUUCAACCUAUCGGAAGGAGUUAGCUAUUGAUUUCCUCAAAGAAGACGGGGUCAUGGUCGGAUUAGCAGUCUUCGACACGGAUUAUCGCGGGAUCGAUAAGCCUCUCUACUACUUACAGGUAUCAAGAAGAGCCAAGGAGCCAAGCCGUUGGUACGGGCUGCUGCUAGAGCCGACGGACCAGCAGCAAGAGUUCCGCCGUAUCGGCUUCUGUCGCACAGAAGAAUAUCCGCUCCGAAACUGGUUCGCACAUGUCGAGGAAGAGACGAUCACGAUAGUCUGA
This is a messenger RNA of Colletotrichum phormii, 1914 nucleotides long. Its product is annotated as heterokaryon incompatibility protein. Bases 1 to 1914 code for a protein of 637 amino acids. The record is from RefSeq and is a predicted model, not a curated record. Lineage: Eukaryota; Fungi; Ascomycota; Sordariomycetes; Glomerellales; Glomerellaceae. The transcript has a single exon.